Messenger RNA from Fulvia fulva, 1173 nucleotides. RefSeq names its product Sphingolipid delta(4)-desaturase. Lineage: Eukaryota; Fungi; Ascomycota; Dothideomycetes; Mycosphaerellales; Mycosphaerellaceae. The coding region runs from base 1 to 1173 and encodes 390 amino acids. The transcript is spliced from 2 exons. Gene Ontology annotation, cellular component: membrane. The record is from RefSeq and is a predicted model, not a curated record. Gene Ontology annotation, molecular function: sphingolipid delta-4 desaturase activity. Gene Ontology annotation, biological process: ceramide biosynthetic process.
AUGCCGGCGUCAGUCACUACCGCCACCGUGGCGCCCGCACAGACGACGACAACGAAGCGAAGCAGUCCAGCGAUAGUAAGAGCAGAGAAGGAGCUGGCCUCCGAGAGCGACACACCACCAGAUGAUUUCUUCUGGACAUACACAGAAGAGCCGCACAGAACGAGACGGCAGGCCAUAAUCAAGGCACACCCAGAGGUUCUUAAGCUUUGCGGCCCUGAACCAUUGACCAUCCCACUCGUGCUGGCAGUCGUUGCACUGCAGGUCUUCUGUGCCUAUGCCGUUCGCAACGCACCAGUGCUGUCGUGGCAGUUCAUGCUCACGGCCUACAUCGUUGGAGCUACUGCCAACCAGAACCUGUUCCUGGCCAUCCACGAGAUCUCGCACAACUUGGCUUUCAAGUCACCGCUGGCCAACAGGCUCUUCGCUGUGGUAGCGAACUUACCGAUUGGUAUUCCAUACUCGGCUUCGUUCAGGCCUUACCAUCUUACACACCACAAGUCGUUGGGAGUGGAUGGGUUGGACACAGAUCUUCCCACUGCUUUGGAAGCCUGGUUCCUCGAUUCAGUUGGCGGCAAGGCCUUCUUCGCGACGUUCCAGAUCUUGUUCUACGCACUCCGACCCAUGAUGGUAUACAAGCUGCCAUUGACUGGCAUCCACGCUUUCAACAUCGCAGCGCAAGUACUGUUUGACUACGCAAUCGUGUCAGCGUUCGGUGGCGAGGCUCUUGGGUACUUCAUCAUGAGCUCCUUCCUGGCAGGCUCACUCCACCCUUGCGCGGGCCACUUCAUUGCCGAGCACUACGUGUUCUUGCAACACCAGCGGUCAAAGGAGGCAGCCUCUGCUGCUUCGGCGAAGCUUGCACCACCACCUGCCGAGACCUACUCGUACUACGGCAUCUUGAACCUGGUCACCUACAAUGUUGGCCUCCACAACGAGCACCAUGACUUCCCGGCCAUCCCAUGGACCAGGCUGUGGAAGCUCAAUGAGAUUGCGAACGAGUUCUACGGCGACUUGCCGUGUCACUACAGCUGGACUGGUGUCAUCUGGCAGUUCAUUGUCGACAAAGAGGUGGGACUAUGGUGCAGAGUCAAGCGCAAGGAAGGUGGCCGCAAGGUCGGCGCUGGAACAGAUGCUACAGCUAAGCACUCCCAGCCUAUAGAUAUCAUCGGAUAG